Molecule: messenger RNA, 1731 nt
Organism: Teleopsis dalmanni
Lineage: Eukaryota; Metazoa; Arthropoda; Insecta; Diptera; Diopsidae
Gene: Cpr73D
Exons: 4
Coding region: 250-1590 (446 amino acids)
Cellular component (GO): chitin-based extracellular matrix
Molecular function (GO): structural constituent of chitin-based larval cuticle
Source: RefSeq, a predicted model, not a curated record
UUGACAUAUUUCUGUUCAAAUGUGUCUGCUGAUAUUGAUCAUAAUACAAUAAACGAUGAUGGAUCGUUCUCUUUUCGACACGAAAAUGAUGACAUUGGCGGCUACUAUCACAGCGCCUCUGGCACUCCAGACAAAAUUGUACGAGGCCGUUAUGGUUCGCGUAAUCCAGCCACUGGACAAGUGGAAGAAAUUGUCUAUACGGCAGGUCCACGUGGUUUCCGUGUGAAUGGUCCAAAAAUACAUCGAAAAAUGAGUUUGGUACAAUAUCCAGUACCACCCAUUGGCAGUCCAGAUGAUCCUUUAGCAGAUCCAUAUGAUGAUCCUACAUACAGUUUUAACUUUAGAACACCCGAUCAAUCACGUUCAGAAGAUAAAGACUCAACUGGUAGAGUAAGAGGUCUGUAUUCAUAUAUUGAUGACGUGGGCGAGCGUCAUAGUGUACGCUAUGCAGCUGGUGCAGGCACUGGAUUUGAAGUUUCGAAUGCAGUACCGGACAGUCCAUCUAAUGUCGGCUAUACAUCCCCACUUUACAAAGCACCACCAAGAACUCGUGGUCGAAUGACUGUGCAACGUGGUCCUGGCGGUAGUUAUAAACUUAUAGCUGCUGGACCAGAUCAUCGCCGUGCAGAAAGUCGCGCCACAGAUGGUGUAGUUAGAGGCACAUUUUCUUACUUGGACGAUGUCGGAGUACAACGAACUGUUGAAUAUAUAGCUGGCGCUGGUAUAGGCUACAGAGUGCUAAAAAAUAGAGUAGGUCCUGGCACACACAUCAAUCCAUCUAUAAGUGACUUUCGCUUAAGCGAUACAGAUUUCAAAUUAGCAAAUGAUUUUGGCACUGGCGUUGGAGGUGGUCUCAGUGCAACUGAAACAUCGAGCAGACGUGGUGGCGGCGCUAGCAUUAGCAGCAAUAGAGGCGGGACAGCAACAACAACUGUUACUAGGAUCGGUGGUGGUAGUAGUAGUAGUGGUUAUGAUGUGAAUGCACGUGGCGGCACUAGAACUGAUAGUGAAAGCAACACUGUUAGUAAAAGUCGACCAGGUAGCAAUUUUGAUGCAAGCAGCAGCUCAUCAGGUGAUAAUUUUCGUCCAGGAAGUAAUCGAAAUCGAGGUGAAGAACGUACUGGCACCGAUUUUGGAGAAAAAGUUCGUACUUCUGACGGUGGUAGCAGUGUAAGAGGCAGUAACGUUAGUCGCUUUGGUGGCAGUAGUGGCAGAGGAGGUACAAGUACUACCUCAAACACUAAUUUAUCAACAAGCAGUAGUAGUAGUAGUAGUGAUAGAAGUAAUACAAAUAAUUAUAAAUUUGAAGAGGAUGAUUUUGGCUCACUGUCGCCAUUAAUAACUGCAAAUCGUAAAAUACUUGAAAUUGAUCGUGAACGCGAUUGGGUGGAAAAACAUCGUGAUUCUACGAUCAUUAAAAAUGUAGGGAAAUGGUACAUUGGCUUGCCAGCGGGUCAAAGCGUACGUGCGCAUGUGCAAAAUAUUGACUUAACUCCGCUUGGCGGAAGACGUGGACUUUCACCAUCCGAAGCAUUACGGCAAGAUGAAAUUGCUGACAUGGUGGCAUCGUAUGAAAGUGAAGCAUCUUAAGAGAACUUCUUUGCAAAGAAAUAUUUUCAGAUAUUAUAUAUUGAUAUUUAGCUUUAAGUAUAAUUGUAACUGAGAAGAGAUAAUCAGAAAGGUUAGAUUAUUAUUGCCAAUUAUAUCAAAACUUUUUUUUUACAAUUUAUU